This is a messenger RNA of Cladophialophora yegresii CBS 114405, 846 nucleotides long. RefSeq lists its product as uncharacterized. The transcript is spliced from 2 exons. Bases 1 to 846 code for a protein of 281 amino acids. The record is from RefSeq and is a predicted model, not a curated record. Gene Ontology annotation, molecular function: oxidoreductase activity, acting on the CH-OH group of donors, NAD or NADP as acceptor. Lineage: Eukaryota; Fungi; Ascomycota; Eurotiomycetes; Chaetothyriales; Herpotrichiellaceae.
AUGUUGCCUUUUCCGUCCCUGACCAAGGAAUGGCACUCGGAGCCAUAUUCCUCCAUUGACCCAACUCGACCGGAGUUGUCGGCCAAGGGUAAAGUCAUCGCCAUCACAGGUGGAGAAGGCAGUAUCGGGAUAGCUGUGGCAAAGGCCUUCGCACGUGCGGGCGCCGAACGCAUUGCGAUCGUCGGCCGCUCAGUCGACCCUUGGUGCAAUGCCAAGAGAGAGAUCGAAUGCCUUGGGGCACGAGUGCUGGCCGUCCGGGGCGAUAUCUCAGAUGGUGCCUCGAUCUAUGGUGCUUUUGCAACCAUCGAGCGAGAAUUCGGCAGAGUAGACGUCGCCGUCGCCAACGCGGGAUACCUCGCCACAUUCAUUUCCAUUCCGGACGCCGAUCCUGACGACUGGUGGAAAGGCUUCGAGGUCAACACAAAGGGGGCAUUCAACACCUCGCGCGCCUUUCUGGCCGUGGCGGCGCCGAAAGCAUAUCUCGUCGACAUCUCCUCGGGCAUUGUCCACAUGCCAGCCAAGCCGGGUGCUUCCAGCUAUGUUUCAUCCAAGUUGGCGGCGACAAAGAUUUAUGAGACAGUCGCAGCCGAGAACGAGGGUCUCCAUGUCGUUUACAUCCAGCCCGGAGUGGUCCGUAGCGAGUUGAGUCGUAAGGCUGGUAUGGCGGCCAUGGAUUCAGCCGAUCUUGCUGGCCAGUUUGUCGUGUGGGCAGUCAGCCCCGAAGCAAAGUUUCUUCGCAACAAAUAUCUGUGGGCAAACUGGGAUGUAGACGAGCUGAAACGGCGCAGAGAAGAGUUGGGACAGCCACACCAUUUGACUAUCCGAAUGAAUGGACUGCCUCUCUAA